CGAUGAAGCCAUCAUCGAUUGCAUCGCGGCUAUGAGGGGUUUGAAGGAAUUAUCCUAUGUGUCAUCACAGCGCAAAGACCAGCAUGCCGAGACGUUGUCACGUCUUUUCAUGGAAAAGGUCUUGGUGCGGCAUGCGCCAUCUCUAGAGCGACUGUUCAUCUACGGAGGUGACAAGGGCCUUUGUUGUAUAGACGAGCACAACAUGAGCGCAGUUUUGGUUUGCCAGAAUCUCGUCACCCUGGGAGUCAUGGUGCAAUUUCAAGACGUCGCUGAUGGAAAAUUUAAGGUGAGUCAAGAUGUGCUCUGUUGUGUCGAAAACUUCUAGACACUGACCCUACUAUGUUUAUCACUAGCAAAUAUUCGACAUCAUAUCCCACCUCCCAAAGUUGUCUUCGCUUCAUGUGCAUGCACUGCAGGACCAUGCAUCACAGCUUGUGAUUAAAAGCCAGAUUCGAGUUCGUCUUUCCAUGCUCAGGGAACUCAGACAUUUGCCUUCCCAUGGAUACCCAACGACCCUGUUUCUAUAUAAUCGAGAAUAUCGCUUACAACUCACCCUGAACGGUAACUACACGUACA
Molecule: messenger RNA, 576 nt
Organism: Stereum hirsutum FP-91666 SS1
Lineage: Eukaryota; Fungi; Basidiomycota; Agaricomycetes; Russulales; Stereaceae
Exons: 1
Coding region: 32-325 (97 amino acids)
Source: RefSeq, a predicted model, not a curated record